Messenger RNA from Guillardia theta CCMP2712, 1395 nucleotides. RefSeq lists its product as hypothetical. The transcript is spliced from 6 exons. Gene Ontology annotation, cellular component: nucleus; cytoplasm. Gene Ontology annotation, biological process: ribosomal large subunit export from nucleus. The record is from RefSeq and is a predicted model, not a curated record. Gene Ontology annotation, molecular function: ribosomal large subunit binding. The annotation marks the transcript as partial. Lineage: Eukaryota; Cryptophyceae; Pyrenomonadales; Geminigeraceae.
ACCGUCCUGUGCUGCAUGUGCGGAGUUCCGAUGGUUUGGAACCCGUCAAGCAUGUGCCCCAACUGCAUCCGAACGCGGGUAGACAUCACCGAAGGAAUCCCCAAGAGCGUCCCCCUCCAGCGGUGCCGAGCAUGCGGCAGGUACCUCAACCCCCCCAAGGCAUGGACCGUGUGCGAGCCGGAGAGCAAGGAGCUCCUGCAGAUCUGCCUGAAGAGGGUGAAGGGGCUGAACAAGGUGAAGCUGAUCGACGCUUCCUUCAUCUGGACGGAAGCGCACUCGAAGCGUCUCAAGCUCAAGCUGACGGUGCAGAAGGAGGUCUACAGCGGGGUGAUCCUGCAGCAAGUCUUCGUGGUCGAGGUCGUGAUCCACAACUUCCAGUGCACCAACUGCCACAUGGUGGCAGCACAGAACACCUGGAGAGCAGCAGUGCAGGUGAGACAGAAGGUGGACCACAAGAGGACCUUCUACCUGCUGGAGCAGCUCAUCCUCAAGUACAAGGCCCACCAGCAGACGGUGUCGGUGAAGGAGGUGCCGGACGGCAUCGACUUCUACUUCCUCCACCGCCACCAUGCGCUGAAGUUCCAAGACUUUGUCAACACCGUCGUGCCUUGCAGGAUGAAGAGCGCGAGCGAGAAGCUGAUCUCCGAGGACUUCAACAACAACAAGAUCAACGCCAAGUACACCUUCUCCGUCGAGAUCCUGCCCGUGUGCAAGGACGACAUAAUCUGCCUGCACCCCAAGCAGCACGACACAUUAGGGAACGUGGGACCGCUCGUGCUCUGCAUCGGAGUCACCCAGUCAGUCAAGUUGUUGGACCCCCUGACAAUGAAGAGGGCGGAGCUGAGACCGGAGAUCUUCUACCGCCAUCCUCGCGGUGUCCUCAUGUCAACAAAGCAAGCAACAGAGUACACCAUCAUCGACGUCGAGCCCACCGGCCUCGUCAACGGCAAGAUGCGGCAGGCAGAGCUCACUCUCGCUCGAACUCGAGAUCUUGGAAGCAACGAUCAGAUCUUUCACUCCCUGACGCAUCUUGGGAAUGUUCUGCAAGCGGGCGACACCGUGCUGGGGUACGACCUGACUGCCGCUGUCUUCAACGAGGCCGAGACCAAGGAGUGGCCAAAGCUGCAGCUGCCUGACGUGGUGGUGAUCAAGAAACUCUACCCCGAGGCGAGGAGGCGCCGACGCCUCUGGAAGCUGCGAUCGAUCAUCAAGGAGGAGGAGGAAGGGACUUACAAGUCGCUCCACAAGAUGGCGGAGCAGGACUAUGAGGAAUUCCUGCAGGAUGUGGAGACAGAUGCCGAGGUCAGGCAGCGCGUCAACGUCUACAAAGAUCCUUCCAAGUUCCGCAUCACCGACGACGGCAAAAUCGAGAUGCCAACGAACACCAACGAGGAG